Arabis nemorensis is the source of this 771-nucleotide messenger RNA. NCBI's taxonomy places the organism in Eukaryota, Viridiplantae, Streptophyta, Magnoliopsida, Brassicales, Brassicaceae. The record is from the annotation of a GenBank genome assembly.
AUGAAACACUAUGUUCUUGUUCACGGUGGUUGUCACGGUGCAUGGUGCUGGUACAAGGUGAAACCGGUGCUAGAACUUUCCGGCCACCGUGUCACGGUCGUUGAUCUAACGGCUUCUGGUGUGAACAUGAGCAAAGUAGAAGAGAUUAAGACUUUGGAGGAUUAUGCUAAGCCAUUGCUUGAUCUUCUUGAGUCGUGUGGCUCGGACAAUAAAGUAAUCCUCGUAGGGCAUAGCCUAGGAGGAGCAUCGGUUGCUCUUGCGGCCGAUAUGUUUCCUAGUAAAAUCUCUGUUGCUGUCUUCGUAACCUCUUUUAUGCCCGACACGACGAAUCCACCUUCGUACGUUUUCGAAAAGUUUAUAGGAAGCCUUUCAGAAGAAGAACGAAUGGAUCUGGAGAUUGGGACUUAUGGGACUAAUGAUCAUCCUCUAAUGACUAUUACUUUCGGACCUAAGUACUUUAAAAAUAUGUAUCAUCUCUCUCCUAUCGAAGAUUUUGAAUUAGCCAAAAUGUUGGUGAGAGUUGGACCCGCGGUUACCAGUAAUUUGACGGGGACAAAAAGCUUAACCGAAGAAGGAUAUGGAUCGGUUACUCGUGUGUAUAUCGUAUGCCGCGAGGACAAGGGUUUAACUGAAGAUUUUCAGCGAUGGAUUAUCGAUAAUUUUCCGGUUAAAGAAGUGAUGGAGAUUGAAGAUGCAGAUCAUAUGCCAAUGUUUUCCAAGCCACUUGAACUAUGUGAUCGUCUCCUGAAGAUUGCUGAUAAAUAUGCCUAA